Echinostoma caproni is the source of this 1101-nucleotide messenger RNA. The record is from the annotation of a GenBank genome assembly. Lineage: Eukaryota; Metazoa; Platyhelminthes; Trematoda; Plagiorchiida; Echinostomatidae.
AUGAACAGACGAGCUGUGGGUCGUGGUGUGCCUGACGGUGAUAUGUGCUCCCCGGUAAUCGACUUAACUGAUGAUGUGAGUGGUUCGGAAAGUUUAGACGAGUCCAUGGAGAACGCGGAUGCGGUGAACAAUCUGCGUAUCAGCGGUACCCUCGGCCCCGGUCUGCAUUCCGCGUCCCGUGCCAUACUUCGUGGUGCAGGGACACUGGAUGCCCAAACACUUUAUCACACCCAUCUGCGUCGUCGAGCCAAAUUGUCCGACGCGGUCGGUCCUCGUGUGGCUGAGCUCAGUCACAUCCCGUCCCGAAUUGCACGUCGUGUGGUUACACGUGACAACUCUCACCCACUCCAACCUGGUGUUCCCUUCGGCAUGGAGCUCAACGUUCUGGGAGAGCCGGUGCCUACGGUCUGUCCAAAUGUGACUGUGGAUGCAUCAGGUAUAGGGUCAGGUGAACCGUAUCUAACCGUGAGACAUGGUACAAUUCCUGCAGACACUGCGUACCUAUCCGACCCGGCAACUUUACCAGGAAUCGAUUUACCCACCACAUCAUAUCCGACGCGGUUGGUUGCGAUUUCCAGUCGCCCAGGAUCCAGCUUGCCCAACACUCCUAUGCAAACGCGAAAGCCUGUUCGUCGCCCAUCUCAACUGAGACGAACUCAACCCGUAGGUCUUCAGUCGUUUCCACCUCAAUGGCCCACCGGGACUUCCGAUCCAAAUUGUGACCCAAUGCUAUCCGGAGCACCUCCAGGUCUAUCUGAUUCUGCGCUCUCUGUUCCGUUGGAGGAGAGUGAGCCAUGCGAAUUGGUGGAUCGCAUCCUACCGGGAGAAAUGAUGUCUGUUUCCGGAAUCUCUGUUGAUGGAACUGGAUCGGAAGCACCUUUUCGUGGACGACUAAUUCCAGCCUCUGGCCCCAUUAUGCUUUCCUCCACCCCGGUGACUCAACUCCCAUAUGAUUCCCACACAAUGCUUGAACGUCAGGUGCGUGGAUUUAUCAGUUUUCCAUUUUACGUUGGUGUAGUGUGCCUUUUUCAUAUGGCGAUUCUCCACGGGUUUCCAAAAGUUCUCAUUGUGCUAAAACUUCCUAUUGUCAGUCCGGUCUGA